GUCGGCAUCGACGACGGCUGGGACGAACGCGCGGCAGCAUGAUGCCGCGCGUCCUCAUGGCGUCCAAGGAGGAUACGGCCGAGGCCCCGGCGGGGGGGCCGCCGGAGCCCCCGCCGCAGUCGUCGGCCUCGCCGCCGCCGACGCCGUCUCCUCCGCCACCACCCACAUCGUCCCCGCCUCAGCGGUCUCCCCCGCCGGCUCCGGCCACUCCGUCCCCGCCUCCUCCGGCGUCUCCCGGCAAAAAUCACAGUCCGAUGUCUCCAAUCGAACAAUCUAUGGUAAAUGCGCCUCGUGAAACGAGCGGAUCACCUCCGCCGGUGACGUCCCCGUCCCCGCCUCCUCCGGCAUUGCCACCACCCUCUCCGCCGCCAGCAAGCAAGUCCCCUCCCCCGCCAUCUCCCGCGACUUCGCCACCAUCUUCGCCUCCUGCUACAUCGACACCGCAAUCGCAUCAAUCGCCACCAGAACGAACCUCACCCCCUGCGUCGCCACCACCUUCGCCAUCAGGGAACAGUGCACCAGGCACACCAACAACUUCACCUCCCCCUAAUGGAGUCUCAUCUUCCACACCUCCUGCAAGGACAGGAACUUCGCCACCUGCACCGCGAGAAAUGCCGUUGCCUGGGACGCCACCAUCGCCGCCUGUUAUCACAACGCAGGCCCCGCCGAUCCUGCCGCCACCAAUGGGCGUGACAGUGAUCAUGCCGAGCUCCGGAACUCCAGCUAGCACGUCGCAGAGCCCGCCUGUCCCCACCGCCGGCAACACGCCAGCCCCGCCUUUGGCUCCCCCGGCGGGAGCAUGGGGCGGCAACGUGUCGAGCGGAUUGCUCGUCGGAGUCGCCUUCGCCGGUUUCCUCCUGGCGUUGGCGUCGAUGUCCAUGUUCCUGUGCCUCAAGAACCGGGGGAGAAGGAGGCGGCCGGCGCAGAUGAUGAACCUCGGGCGCAGGAACACCCUCGUCGUGCCGGAGCGUGUGGUAUCACCGGACGUGUACCAGCCGUCGAACGGACCGGCGGCGUCGCCAAGCGGGACGACCUCGUACGACUUCUCGGGGACCACGUCCUGCUUCACGUACGACGAGCUGGCGGCCGUCACCGGCGGGUUCACGCAGGAGAACGAGAUCGGCGAGGGCGGGUUCGGGAAGGUGUACAUCGGCGCGCUGGGCAACGGGCGGCGCGUGGCGAUUAAGCAGCUCAAGGUGGGCAGCGGGCAGGGCGAGAAGGAGUUCCGGGCCGAGGUGGACAUCAUCGGCCGCAUCCACCACCGCCACCUCGUCACGCUCGUCGGCUACUGCGUCACCGAGCACCACCGCCUCCUCGUCUACGAGUUCGUCUCCAACAAGACGCUCGAGCACCACCUGCACGGAAGAGGACUCGCGGUGAUGGACUGGCCGAAGCGGAUGAAAAUCGCGAUCGGAUCAGCCCGUGGAUUGACCUACCUGCACGAAGACUGCCAUCCUAGGAUCAUACAUAGGGACAUCAAGUCGGCCAACAUACUCCUGGACGACGCCUUCGAAGCAAAGGUCGCAGAUUUCGGUCUCGCAAAAUUCACCAACGAUUCGCUGACUCAUAUCUCGACGCGCGUGAUGGGCACAUUCGGGUACAUGGCCCCGGAGUAUGCAUCAAGCGGGAAGCUGACUGACAGAUCGGACGUGUUCUCGUUCGGGGUGGUGCUCCUGGAGCUCAUCACUGGGCGGAAGCCCGUGGACUCGUCUCAGCCCCUCGGAGAAGAAAGCUUAGUUGAAUGGGCUCGGCCUCUCCUGGUGGACGCCUUGGAGACGGACGACUUCAGGGAGCUCGCCGACCCGGCGCUGGAGCGCCGGUACUCCAGGUCAGAGAUGCGGAGAAUGGUGGAGGCCGCGGCCGCUUGCAUUCGCCACUCUGUCGCCAAGAGACCGAGGAUGGUGCAGGUGUGGCGAUCGCUGGACGUGGACGGGGGCACGACGGACCUGACCAACGGCGUGAAGCUGGGGCAGAGCACGGCGUACGACUCCAACAAGUACUCGGCGGACAUCGAGCUCUUCCGGCGGAUGGCGUUCGCCAACGACCUCUCCAGCGCGGAGCUCGGCUACUCCGACGAGGACGACGCUAGCAGCAGCUCCAGGCCCAAGCCCAACUGAGAAACGCAUGGCAUGCGCGACAGGUUCAUUUGUUAUCGUGACACGCAUGCAUGUAUUGUAAGACCGGGGGUCAGGUAUACAGAGGCUUUGAUUUGGGGAA
Messenger RNA from Oryza brachyantha (malo sina), 2217 nucleotides. Its product is annotated as proline-rich receptor-like protein kinase PERK12. The transcript has 8 exons. Bases 39 to 2117 code for a protein of 692 amino acids. Lineage: Eukaryota; Viridiplantae; Streptophyta; Magnoliopsida; Poales; Poaceae. Gene Ontology annotation, biological process: protein phosphorylation. The record is from RefSeq and is a predicted model, not a curated record. Gene Ontology annotation, molecular function: ATP binding; protein kinase activity.